This is a messenger RNA of Pieris napi, 2270 nucleotides long. It is a transcript of the gene Gmd, whose product is annotated as GDP-mannose 4,6 dehydratase. The record is from RefSeq and is a predicted model, not a curated record. Gene Ontology annotation, molecular function: GDP-mannose 4,6-dehydratase activity. The transcript has 6 exons. NCBI's taxonomy places the organism in Eukaryota, Metazoa, Arthropoda, Insecta, Lepidoptera, Pieridae. Gene Ontology annotation, biological process: GDP-mannose metabolic process. The coding region runs from base 327 to 1412 and encodes 361 amino acids.
GGUUGUCUGUUUAUAAUUGUUCUGUGGAAACUGGAAAUGUUUAUUGUUACUAUGAACAUAGUUUAAUAUUUGGAAUAUUUUAAAUUCCUAUUUCCUAAAUUAUUAAAGAUCGUGUUCAAAUUACCUAAAUACGCAAGAAAUACUACGGACACGACACGACAAACAAGUGCAGCUGAGUAAUGCCUAAGCUUUGUAAACAUUGCGGCUUAUAAAUUGGUAUGACAUACCAAACUUUACUUCUUAUGCUUUCAACAGUUGUGAUAUCUUAUCAGUGAGUUUGCCGGUUUGAAAGUGAAUACGUGUUUUUGUAUUUAUUAAAUAAAAAAAUGUCCGGGGAAUCUUCUGCUUCGACUGCGAAUGAAAAAGUUGCUCUCAUAACAGGAAUAACUGGACAGGAUGGAUCUUAUUUAGCAGAGUUUUUAAUUGAAAAGGGUUAUGAAGUGCAUGGAAUUUUAAGGCGCUCUUCAUCAUUCAAUACUGGCCGAAUUCAACAUUUAUAUGAAAAACCUGCUUGCUUUUCUGGAGGGCGUAUGCAUUUGCAUUAUGGAGAUCUAACUGACACCACCUGCCUUAUUAGUAUUAUUUCAAAGGUCAAACCAAAAGAGAUAUACAAUCUUGGAGCUCAAUCGCACGUGAAGGUUUCCUUUGAGCUCAGUGAAUACACAGCUCAAGUGGACGCGUUAGGGACCCUGAGGUUGUUAGAAGCAGUGAGGGUGGCUGGCCUAGAAAAGCAGACCAAAAUUUACCAGGCAUCUACCUCUGAGCUCUAUGGAAAAGUAGUGGAAAUACCACAGACUGAAAACACGCCGUUCUAUCCACGAUCGCCCUAUGCUUGUGCAAAAUUAUAUGGCUAUUGGAUUGUCGUAAAUUACCGCGAGGCGUACGGUAUGUUCGCGUGUAACGGACUAUUGUUCAAUCAUGAGAGCCCGCGUAGAGGGGAGAAUUUUGUCACGAGGAAGAUCACGAGGGCAGUGGCUAAGAUACAGCUGGGUUUGCUGGAAUGUUUGGAGCUGGGGAAUUUGGAUAGUAAGAGAGAUUGGGGUCACGCCAAGGACUAUGUCGAGGCAAUGUGGCUGAUGCUACAACAAGAGAAGCCGGAAGACUUCGUAGUGGCAAUGGGGGAGGCGCACAGUGUUAGGGAGUUUGUCGAUAAGGCUUUCGCGCACGUGGGGAGGACUAUCGAGUGGAGGGGAAGUGGGGUGGAGGAGACGGGGCACGAUAAAGCCACGGGACAACUGCUAGUGCGGGUCAACCCUAAGUAUUUCAGACCUACUGAAGUGGACCUAUUACUAGGUGACGCAAGUAAAGCCAAGCAACAGCUUGGCUGGUCUCCACGGAUGACCUUCGAUGAGCUGGUCGUUGACAUGAUGGAUGCUGACAUGGAGCUCAUGAGGAAGAAUCCACAGGCGUAGAAAGGAAACAGACUGUAUGUUUUGGUAAACUUGUGCAAUUUUUUUUAUAUUUUUGUUUUAUACAUGUUUUAAUAAAGUGUCUUAACAGUCAAUUGUAAACAUUCAGCAACAAUGGCCAUUUUAAUAGACUUUUUUUCUUCAAAUUAUUACAUUUUUGGUUAUAUUUAGCUUCUCUUACAUAAUAAGAUGUAAUUUUCCUUUAAUUAUACUAUAUAUAUAGUUAUAUUUGGUUAACUUUAAGAUAUAAAUGGGGUGAGACACCCGUACAAAAUAUUAAUUGUAUUUUUCGUAAUAUGGGUAAUUCUUAUUACGACUUUAUUGCUUUAGUUUAAGGUUUAAUUUGUAAGUCACAUUUUGUCUAGCGGUCGUUAUAUAGAUGAUACUUUGAAAAGUACUUUUUUGUUAAUUCUAUAAAAGGCCAUUACACAAUUAGCAAUUUUGCUACCGGUGUCAAGCAGCCGCAUAACGCUUUGUACAUUAUUGUAUUAUUAAAUAAUUGUCUGCACAAACACCAGGUUCUGUGGCUAUACCAUAGACAACGGAGUGAAACCAUAAUCAUAAAUUAUUUCAAUUCCUCAGUAGAGUUUGAAUUUGACAGAUGACAGAUAGUUCAUGUCAAUUUAUUAUGUUAAAAAUUUAAGAAAAAUAUGUUCUUGUGUCAAUGUAAACAGAAUAUUUAUCCAUGUCUCCACAGCAAAUGUCAAAUUCAUAUUGCUUUAUAUCUAAUACCACUCUGAAUAGGGUAAGAUUCUCAGUCUUGAUUUAAAUAUAGAUAUGUCAUAAACGUGUUGACAUACCGGAGUAAUAGUUAAGUCUCAACAAGUCAUAUAUACAUUCCAAUAAAGAUGGUUCUUAUAA